CGAUGUAUCUUGUCUUAACCUAUAAAGGUAAACUGAAAUCAUAAACCGUUAAACGAUUAAAAUAAUGAUAUUGCUGAAUUUCCCGCCAUAUAUUCCCGCCUAUUUGAGGAAAUUAAACAAACCGGAAAGCUUAUUGUAUGAACUUCAUAGACUCUACUGUUUCAUUUUCAUUUAUAAGCUAAGUUGAGGUAGUUGACUUGGGGUAACAUUGUGAAAUAAGUCGAUCUGAGUGCGAACGAAAUGCCUUCAUUCAAUACAGAAAAUGAUUUCUUCACCUCUCCCGCCAUAACUGAAAAUUUCGAUGAUAGUUUACUCAAUUCACUUCCGAAAUUAGACACGCUCUCAUUAUACUCUGAAGAAGAAAAACCGUUCGAUCCUGAACUUGAACCUCUUCUUCGUGAAAAUCCAAGGAGAUUCGUAAUUUUCCCAAUUCAAUUUCCACAGAUUUGGGCUAAAUAUAAAGAAGCUGAAGCCUCAAUAUGGACGACAGAGGAGGUUGAUCUUUCGAAGGAUUUAGACGAUUGGCUUCAUUUAACACCCAGCGAGAAACAUUUCAUUUCACACGUUUUAGCUUUCUUUGCUGCUUCUGAUGGAAUUGUCAACGAGAAUUUAGUUGAAAGGUUCAGUCAGGAAGUCCAGAUACCUGAAGCUAGAUUCUUUUAUGGUUUCCAAAUUGCAAUUGAAAAUGUUCAUUCUGAAAUGUAUAGCACUUUGAUUGAAACUUAUAUUACUGAUUCAUCAGAGAGAGAAUAUUUAUUCAAUGCUAUUGAGAAUCUACCUUGUGUUAAAAAAAAAGCAGACUGGGCAAUAAGAUGGAUUAAUGAUAAACAUGCAUCAUUUGCAGAGAGAGUAAUUGCUUUUGCUGCUGUAGAAGGAAUCUUUUUCUCUGGAAGUUUUGCUGCGAUAUUUUGGCUUAAAAAAAGGGGCAUAAUGCCAGGGCUCACAUUCUCAAAUGAACUUAUCUCACGAGAUGAAGGAUUACACUGUGACUUUGCUUGUCUUAUGUUUUCCUUACUUGUACAGAAACCACCUAAAGUACGUAUUACAAAUAUAAUUCAAGAUGCUGUUAAAAUUGAACAAGAAUUCUUAUCGGAUGCACUUCCUGUUAGUCUUAUAGGUAUGAAUUGUGAACUCAUGUGUCAGUAUAUUGAAUUUGUUGCUGAUAGAUUAUUGGUUGAAUUAGGAUGUGAAAGAAUUUAUUUCCAAACAAAUCCAUUUGAAUUUAUGACUAACAUUUCAACUGAUGGAAAAACCAACUUCUUUGAGAAAAAAGUAGGAGAAUAUCAAAAAAUUGGUGUAGCAGGAAGCGGUGGUGAUGUUGAUUUCACCACUGAUGCAGAUUUUUGAAGAGAAUCUAGUUUUUCAUAAAAAGAAAUAAUAUAUUUCUUUUUCUGUUUUUAAGCUUUAAUUAAGAAUUAUUUUUAUUAGAAUAAAAUAAUGCACCACAAAUAUUUUUGUAUAAAUCUUAUGUUUUAAUCUACUGUGUGAAUAAAUGGUUUUAUUUUA
Harmonia axyridis is the source of this 1506-nucleotide messenger RNA. It is a transcript of the gene RnrS, whose product is annotated as ribonucleoside-diphosphate reductase subunit M2 B. The transcript is spliced from 2 exons. Gene Ontology annotation, cellular component: cytosol. Gene Ontology annotation, molecular function: ribonucleoside-diphosphate reductase activity, thioredoxin disulfide as acceptor. Lineage: Eukaryota; Metazoa; Arthropoda; Insecta; Coleoptera; Coccinellidae. The record is from RefSeq and is a predicted model, not a curated record. Bases 241 to 1347 code for a protein of 368 amino acids. Gene Ontology annotation, biological process: deoxyribonucleotide biosynthetic process.